AUGAGAAGGCUCCACAAUCCAGAGCCAAAACCAAAAUGCAAAGCCAAAACCCAGAAUCUCUCUCACGACUCUGAAGAAGAUGACAGCCAAAAAAGAGUCACCAGUGACGAGCCAGCAACAAGCAGAAACGCAGAGUCAAAACCAGAGAGCGAACAUCACGAAAGCAUCAGUCACACUCACGAUGUAAACACCUCUGACAAGCCCGAGAGCCACCGUCAUACUCAGACAGGCAAAAGUCCCUUCAAAUGUGACUUUUGUGGAAAAGCUUUCAGGUUUGCAUCCAGACUGCAGUUACACCGCAGACUCCACACAGGUGAGAAGCCGUUCACCUGCAAAACAUGCGGGAAAGCUUUCAGGCGUAAAUGUGGCCUGGCAAUCCACACGAGGACACACACAGGCGACAGACCGUUUCCAUGCAAACUGUGUGGGAAGAGAUUCCGCCAGAGAUCGGCGCUGAACGAACACACGAAGAACCACAAGGGCGAAAAGCCGAUUUCUUGCAAAACGUGUGGGAAAGACUUCAGACGUCGCGGUGACUUGUGGGUCCACAUGAGAACGCACACAGGUGAGAAGCCAUUCGUUUGUAACACCUGCGGACAGAGAUUCGGCGUGAUCUCCACACUGAAAAGCCACAUGAGAACCCACACGGGGGAGAAGCCGUUUUCGUGCAAGACCUGUGGAAAAGAUUUCAGACAUAAAUGUACCCUGAUGGUCCACGUCAGGACCCACACAG
Messenger RNA from Plectropomus leopardus (leopard coralgrouper), 733 nucleotides. The record is from RefSeq and is a predicted model, not a curated record. Lineage: Eukaryota; Metazoa; Chordata; Actinopteri; Perciformes; Serranidae.